Molecule: messenger RNA, 420 nt
Organism: Neopelma chrysocephalum (saffron-crested tyrant-manakin)
Lineage: Eukaryota; Metazoa; Chordata; Aves; Passeriformes; Pipridae
Product: chromobox protein homolog 5-like
Exons: 3
Biological process (GO): chromatin organization; negative regulation of transcription by RNA polymerase II
Cellular component (GO): pericentric heterochromatin
Molecular function (GO): chromatin binding
Source: RefSeq, a predicted model, not a curated record
GCGGCGGCUCCUCUCAGAGGAGCGGCCAGACCGCGGCGGACGGGCCCGCGCCGGAGCCGCUCCCCGCGCAGGAGCCGCGGGCGCUGCGCUAUGGGCAGGAGGAGCCGGCGGGCAGCCGACAGCUCGUCCUCGGGAGACGAGGAGGAAUAUGUGGUGGAGAAGGUGCUGGAUCGGCGCGUGGUGAGGGGCCAGGCCGAGUACCUGCUCAAGUGGAAGGGCUUCUCCGAGGAACACAACACGUGGGAGCCCGAGAAGAACCUGGACUGCCCCGAGCUGAUCUCGCAGUUCCUGCGCAAGGACCGCAGGAUGAGGGACGGGGACAGCGGGACACGGCCCCGGGAGCGCCCCGAGGGAGCCAAGAGGAAGGGCCUGCCCGGGAAUGGCAACGGCAGCGAGGACGGACGGGCCAAGAAGAAGAGG